This is a messenger RNA of Puma concolor (puma), 1005 nucleotides long. Lineage: Eukaryota; Metazoa; Chordata; Mammalia; Carnivora; Felidae. The record is from RefSeq and is a predicted model, not a curated record.
AUGUCUGGGGUGCCGCCUGCAGGACCUUUGGAGCAGGCUUUCGGGGCCUACUUGGGUCCCCCAGCAUCGGCUCCCCAGGGGGACCUGCUGUUUCUGUUGGACAGCUCGGCCAGCGUGUCUCAUUAUGAGUUUUCCCGAGUUCGGGAGUUUUUGGGGCAGCUGGUGGCCCCACUGCCCCUGGGCCCUGGGGCUCUGCGUGCCAGCCUGGUGCAUGUGGGCAGCCGCCCAUACACUGAGUUCCCCUUCGGCCAGCACAGCUCAGGUGCGGCUGUCCAGGAUGCCAUACGUGCCGCAGCCCAGCGCAUGGGCGACACCAACACUGGCCUGGCGCUGGCUUACGCCAAGGAGCAGCUGUUUGCCGAGGUGGCAGGGGCCCGGCCGGGGGUGCCCAAGGUGCUGGUGUGGGUGACAGAUGGCGGCUCCAGCGACCCCGUGGGGCCCCCCAUGCAGGAGCUGAAGGACCUGGGUGUUACCGUCUUCAUCGUCAGUACCGGUCGUGGCAACCUCCUGGAGCUGUCAGCUGCUGCCUCGGCCCCCGCAGAGGAUCACCUGCACUUCGUGGACGUGGACGACCUGCACAUCAUUGCCCAGGAGCUGAGGGGGUCCAUCCUUGACGCCAUGCAGCCACAGCAGCUCCGUGCCUCUGAGGUCACGUCCAGCAGCUUCCGCCUGGCCUGGCCGCCCCUGCUGACCGCAGACUCCGGCUACUACGUGUUGGAGCUGGCGCCCAGCGCCGAGCCGGGGAACGUGCGUCGCCAGCAGCUGCCGGGGAACGCCACGGGCUGGGCCUGGGUCAGCCUCGACCCCGACACGGACUACGACGUGGAGCUGGUGCCCGAGUCCAACGUGCACCUCGUGAGGCCGCAGUACCUGCGGGUGCACACGCUGCCGGGACCUUUCCCCCACGGCCGCUCCCUCCAUCCGGGGCUCACCGCCGCGUCGUCCACACCCGCGUACCAAGGACCCCAGGGCUCCGCGGCACCUGCCUCUCCGCCCCGGCUCUGA